Alligator sinensis (Chinese alligator) is the source of this 1135-nucleotide messenger RNA. Its product is annotated as epoxide hydrolase 4-like. Lineage: Eukaryota; Metazoa; Chordata; Crocodylia; Alligatoridae. The record is from RefSeq and is a predicted model, not a curated record. The transcript is spliced from 9 exons. The coding region runs from base 98 to 1135 and encodes 345 amino acids. Gene Ontology annotation, molecular function: hydrolase activity.
CAUCUCUGGCUCAGGUGCAGAAGGAGCUGGUCUAUAGCCACGCCUGGGCUGUGCUGUCCCUCUCCCAGUUCCUGCUGGCUCCUGACAACUGGUGCAGAUGUGCCACCUCCUGUACCACGUGGGCAUUUUCCUCGUCUGCCUCCCAGUGGGGGCCAUCUACCUGCUGUGGGUGCUGUGGCUGCUGGUGACCAAGGGACCAUUGAAGACCUUCCACUGGAGGGUGCGGAAGACCCUCCCAUCAUGCCUCAUGGGCACUGCCUAUGGGAAGCACUGCUACCUGCGGCUUGAGAGCUCAAGGCUGCGCUUGCAUUAUGUCACAGCUGGUCCAGAGGAGGCCCCACUCAUGCUGUUACUGCAUGGGUUCCCGCAAAACUGGUACUGCUGGCGGCACCAGCUGCAGGAGUUUCGGAAGCGGUUCCGGGUGGUGGCGCUGGACAUGCGGGGAUACAACGCCUCGGACGCCCCCAGCGGGGAGGAGAGCUACGAGAUCCCGCUCUUGGUGGAGGAUGUGCGGGAGGUCAUCGAGAUGCUGGGUACCAAGGACAAGCUGGGCUCUGUCAAAGCCAUUGUGGUGGGACAUGACUGUGGGGGAGUCCUCGCCUGGGUGUUCACUGCCCAACACCCCAACCUGGUGGAGAAGCUGAUCCUCAUGAACACAACACACCCCUCUGCGCUGAUCGAGUACUCCAUCUGCCACCCCAUGCAGCUGCUGCGCUCCUCCUACAUGUUCCUGUUCCAGCUGCAGGGCUACGCUGAGCUCAUCUUGUCCCUGGGUGACUUUGCGCUGCUGAAGUGGUUCAUGAGCAGCAGGAUUGCAGGAAUCCAGAACCUGCAGCAGUGCCACACGGAGCAAGAGCUGGAGGCUUACAUCUGCGGCCUUUCCCAGCCAAGCAGGGUAGAUGGGGCCAACUGUGCCAGGAGGCCUUUUGUGAAGAAGACUGUACUGACACCCACACUGGUGAUCUGGGGGAAGAAGGACGUGUUCCUGGAGGUUGGGCUCCUUGCAGUCCUGCAGCGGUACUUCCACCACGGGUGCCGCAUUGAGCUCCUCCCCCAGUGCAGCCAUUGGGUGCCCGAGGACCAGCCGGAGAAGGUCAAUCAGCUGAUGUGGGCCUUCCUGCAGGACAGCAGAUGA